Messenger RNA from Fopius arisanus, 6238 nucleotides. RefSeq names its product Utx histone demethylase (gene Utx). Gene Ontology annotation, cellular component: MLL3/4 complex. Gene Ontology annotation, molecular function: protein binding; histone H3K27me2/H3K27me3 demethylase activity; RNA polymerase II cis-regulatory region sequence-specific DNA binding. Bases 253 to 4260 code for a protein of 1335 amino acids. The transcript is spliced from 9 exons. Gene Ontology annotation, biological process: regulation of gene expression. The record is from RefSeq and is a predicted model, not a curated record. NCBI's taxonomy places the organism in Eukaryota, Metazoa, Arthropoda, Insecta, Hymenoptera, Braconidae.
CGCGUGGUUCGCUUUGGUUUAACCUGAUCGGCGGUUCGCGUACCAAAGAGGCGGAAAAAAAAACAAUAACAAACGAAAAAAAUUGAUUCGAGUUAACAAUCGGGUAGUAACAAUGAGUCGUGAUGGUUGAGUGUUAAAGUGUGAAAAUAAUCUGGAGUUUGCGGUGGCUGCGGGGGUGAAUGCAACAGUGAAUCUGCAAAUAUGUGUUUAUCCGAUCUUUGAGUGUGUACGAUCGGUUGACACGAACAAAAUAUGGCCCAAGAAACUGACGACAUAAAUCUCACUCCCCAGGAGCUGCAGAUCCUCUCGGAAUUGGACAGCCGACAAUUUGGCUUCUUGAAGCUGAAUUCUCUCGAGCAAGCGAAGAAAAAAUCCCUGGUGGUACGUGCAAUAAAAUAUUUGGAGAGAAUGUUGGUUCAGGCUCAGUCUGAGAAGCAGAAAAGAAGGGCUGAUAGUACUAAAGGCGGUUACGACGAGUCCAAAGACGAUGAUGAGGAUAAAGGCAUCAGCAUUGACCCCAAAACAUACUGCAAGCUCGGCCAUUUUCAUCUGCUCCUCGAGGAUUACGCGAAAGCUAUGUCAGCGUAUCAGAAGUUCUAUGCACUGAAAGGGGAUCACUGGAAGGACGCAUCCUUCCUCUAUGGCCAGGGUCUUGUCUACUUCCACUUCAACGCCUUCCAAUGGGCUAUAAAAUCGUUUCAACAAGUACUAUGGGUGGAGCCAGGAUUUCCUCGUGCCUGCGAAGUGCAUUUUCGUCUCGGUUUAAUGCUCAAAGUCCAUGCUGACUUUGAAGCCGCAUUAAAACACUUGACAUUAGCACUUAUCGAUGCCAGUACUCCUGCCUCAUUCUCAAAACUCGAGAUUAAAUUUCACAUCGCCCACUUGUACGAGGUCCAGGGUAAAUAUCGCCUGGCUAAAGAGAACUACGAGACACUGCUGAAGGAGAAGGCCCUGCCAUCCCACCUGAAGGCCGAUAUCUGUCGUCAGUUAGGAUGGAUGUACCAUGUGGUUGAUUGUGCAGUGCUUGGUGUAACUAGACAGCAGAAACAGACAUUUGCCAUCCACUGUUUGCAGAGGUCCAUUGAAGCUGAACCCAAGAGCGGACAGAGUUUGUAUUUGUUGGGCAGAUGUUUGGCUGCUUCUGGGAAAGUUCAUGAUGCUUUUAUCGCCUACAGAAACUCGGUUGAGAAGUCCGAAGGGAAUGCAGAUACCUGGUGCAGCAUAGGUGUUCUCUAUCAGCAGCAGAAUCAGCCUAUGGAUGCACUACAAGCUUACAUAUGCGCUGUGCAAUUGGAUAAGUCUCAUUCAGCAGCUUGGACGAAUCUUGGAAUUUUGUACGAGAGUGUCAGUCAGCCAAAAGACGCCCUCGCCUGCUACGUCAACGCAUCGAGGGGAAACAAUAAUACACCGUGUUCGACUAGUCCGCUGGCAGGACUUGGUGGUGCUAAGUCGAGUGGCAACGCACCGAUGAACCCAUCCCUCCAGCAACGAAUAAAUUUUCUCCAGAGCCAUUUGAGUCAAGCACCAAUGCCAUCAAUAGCAGCUAAGAGACGGCAACUGCCGUCAAUCGAAGAAGCGUGGAAUCUGCCAAUAAGUGCAGAAAUGUCGUCUCGUCAGCAGCAACAACCAGCCCCCAAUACACCAGGGUAUAAAUACACAACACCACCUGCUGGUCCACCACCCCCUUAUCCCCAGAAUCAACAGCAAAAUGUGAAUAAACGUUUCAAGCCUGAGGAUCAGCUGUCACCAGGUGGUGCACAACCACAAGCACAACAGCGUCCACCACCUUUUUAUCUUAAUCCACAGCAGUUACAGAUGCUACAGUUUCUCCAGCAAAAUCAUAGCAAUUUGUCGCCACAGCAACAGGCACAUUUACAACAGCUACAGCUGCAGUACAGAUCGAUGCAGCAGCACCAGCAGCAAUUGAGAUUGCAGCAGCAGGCUGCAUUGCAGAGAGGAUUGAGACCAGGUCAGCCAGGUUUCCCCACGGGUUACGGUCCCCCUCAGCCCCCACAACCAGGUGUAAUAAAGAAUUACGGUAUCCCCCAGCAGCCCCAGGGUGGUACAGUGGCUCUGCAGACGGGUUUCACCGAUUCAAAUACGUCUUAUAAUACUCCAGCCACUGGAAAUGCCCAGUCAACCCCAGGUAUGCCCUACAAAUCUGCCUCAGAGCAGACCUUUCCCCGUCCACAAUUCUCCCCCUACCAAUCCAACCAGUACGCAGCCCAGGGCUAUACACAAAUUACAUCAACAACGAGUAGUUAUCCAGAGGGAGCAGCAGGUAACAAGGAUCUGGGUGUAACUGACCAGGAGCUGACAGCCCUACUAUCCCAGAAAGAUAUAGCUCGAUCUCUGGCUGAGGAUCUCCUCAAGCACUUUGGCUCUGAGGAUCUUGAUCCCAAGGACACAUCAAAACCACCAAUUCUGAAUAAUGGUACUCUAUCCUCAGGUCCAUUCUCUCCCUCGAAUCUCGACGAGGAAAAAAUAAAGGAUGUCGUGAAGGAAGUGAAAGUGGAGAAACUCGAGCCCUCGGAGAAGCCUGUGAUUGCUACUAAAUCCCACCCAACAGAGACGAUAAAGUGCGAGGCAACAUCCAGCACAAAUAAAAUAGAUUCUCGUCCUGAGCCUGUGCUGAAGCUCGAGAGCCUCUGCGAGAGCCCGGUGGAGCCAGAUUUCUCCAUCGACAUGGACUCAAAAACGCUAAUCGAGGCCUGCAGGGGUCAGGGCCUCAAGGGAGUACCCAAUUGCUCGAUUCUAUCGGAUAGAUCACCGCCACCAGCACCUCCAGACGCUCCCUCUCAACGUCUUACCAAGGAGCAGCUUUCACCACCAGCUCCAAGUGUAUAUCUUGAGAAUAAGAAAGAUGCAUUUAGCCCACAGCUUCAGGAGUUCUGCCUGAAGCAUCCCAUUGCUGUUAUCAGGGGUCUGGCAGCUGCUUUGAAGCUCGAUCUAGGUUUAUUCUCCACGAAAACCCUCGUCGAGGCUAAUCCUGAUCAUGGAAUCGAGGUGAGGACGCAGAUGCAGCAGACGAGUGACGAAAAUUGGGAUCCAACGCAGGCUAAAAAGGUGUGGGGAUGUAUCAGCCACAGGAGUCACACGACAAUAGCUAAAUAUGCUCAGUAUCAGGCGUCGAGUUUUCAGGAUAGUCUCAGGGAGGAGAGAGACAAGGCACAGGGAAUUCACUCAGCCAAUUUAUCGGAUUCUGAUUCAAAGGACUCAACUGGUGUUGUUAAACGAAAGAAAAAUGCUUAUGGCCUGCCUGGUAGGCCUGGCUCUAAGAUGCUAAGGUUUGGAACUAAUGUUGAUUUGUCUGAUGAACGUAAAUGGAAGUCACAGCUCCAGGAACUCAUGAAAUUGCCCGCGUUCGCCAGGGUCGUGUCCGCUGGAAAUAUGUUGAGUCAUGUGGGACAUGUAAUCCUGGGAAUGAACACGGUGCAGUUAUACAUGAAGGUGCCAGGUAGCAGGACUCCCGGACACCAGGAGAAUAAUAAUUUUUGUUCAAUUAAUAUUAAUAUUGGACCCGGCGAUUGCGAGUGGUUCGCAGUGCCUGAUGCAUAUUGGGGGGUUAUUCAGGCACUCUGUGAGAGGAAUAAUAUCAAUUAUCUGCAUGGUAGCUGGUGGCCCUCGCUGGAGGAUCUUUAUGAGGAGAACAUUCCAGUUUAUAGGUUUGUUCAGAGACCUGGGGAUCUCGUGUGGGUGAAUGCUGGGUGUGUCCACUGGGUGCAGGCUGUGGGAUGGUGUAAUAAUAUCGCGUGGAAUGUGGGGCCUUUGACAGCGAGACAGUAUCAACUGGCGAUCGAGAGGUAUGAGUGGAAUAAACUCCAGAGCUUCAAGAGUAUCGUGCCUAUGGUGCAUCUCUCCUGGAAUCUGGCGAGAAAUAUCAAAGUAUCGGAUCCUCGACUGUUUGAAUUGAUCAAGAAUUGUCUGCUGAGGACCAUGAGGCAGUGCUGCUUAAUCCUAGAAUUUGUGAAGAGCAAAGGGGUCGAGGUGAGAUUCCAUGGACGCGGGAAGAACGAGGCGUCGCAUUACUGCGGACAGUGCGAAAUCGAGGUCUUCAAUAUUCUUUUCAUACGAGAGCAGGAGAAGCGUCAUGUUGUCCACUGUAUGGAUUGUGCCCGCAAGCAGUCACCAUCGCUUGAGGGUUUUGUAUGCCUCGAGGAAUAUAGAAUGCGUGAUUUAAUGGAGGUGUACGACGGUUUUUCCCUGCACACGUCAAUCACACCAGCUCUGGCAGUGGCCCAGUCGAGUCAGGCCUCCUGAGGCUACAUGCAGCACAGAUACCUAGACUACCUGGGGACACUCCAGUGAAGCCAACGUUCCAAUGGGAAUUCAUCCGGUUAUCUGUGUUGUGUGAGUGCUAGAGAGUGUACAGAAACUUGAUAACUAGUUUUCAUGGACAAAAAAAUGUUAAUGAGAAUUUUUCACAUCCCAGGGAAUUCCCAGGACCAUUUUGAGCUCGACUGUGUCCCUUUUAGUUAGAUACAUUUGUACAGAAGUCUAUUAGUUUAAUUUUGAGGACCCCAGUCGAGAUUGAUGGUCCAUUAAUAAUUUCACUGUCACUGGGAACUUUUUGGGGAUUUAUUCAUCGAAUGAACGGUGGAUCAGUUUUUUUUUUGUCGUUUAGUUUCACUGCCAAUUGUGAAUAAUUCAUGUUUAUGAUAAUGAACGUGAGAUGUUUGUGCAAAUUUAUUGCUCAAAGUGUGGGGAAAAUUAGAAAAGUGUCAGUAGAUGAAAACGAUUUUUAUCUGAGAGUUUUGUAGGAAAAUUAAGGAAGUUCGGGAUUUGGCAUUUCCGUGCUGAUUUAGCUGCCUGCAGUCGACCAGAAAUCAUGUUUUUUUUUUUUUUUUCAAUCGAUAUUUCAUCGGAGAUAUUGUUUCACGGAUAAAAAAUAUUCUGGCUCUGGGAAUCGAAGAGACAUAUUUUUACAGUUUUUGAUACACAAAUGCACUUGUUUUUCGUACAUGUGAGAGUAGAUCGGAGAAGUUGGGAAAUUAUUCUUCAUCAUCUAUGAGGAAAAAAUUCGUGAAAAUUGAGGAGUGACAGUCGUUUUAAAAAUUAUCAUAUUACUUGGCAUAAUAAACACCAAUUAAACUGCUAUUGUGAUGAGAAUCGAGAAAUGAUUGAGAUCAUUUCCUCAAGCUAGACAAAUUAGUCAGUAAUUAAAAGUUCGUGAUGGCGCGCUAAUCAGAUCAUAAAAGAUUUUUUAUAUUUGAGAGGGGAUUAAUGGGCGAGCAGCAAGUAAUGAUCUCAAACGCACGUACAUUGGCAGGUCAAUGCAUAAUUAGUUUUUUUUUUUUAAUCAUAAGGAUAUCCCACACCUGUCAAUGUAUUCGGAACUGAUUUGACAACUUGAGUAAUUCGUUGAAUAGAUAAUGUAAUAAAUAUUGAAAUUAUAUUUAAAUGUAAAGGUUAGACUUGUAGGUAAUGAAAUUGAUCAUAACAAUUUAAUGAAUAUUUUAUUUCUGCUUUCUUUUUUUACUCGAUUCUUGGGAGGUCCAAUGUUUUUUGGUUUUUCGAGGAUUUUUUUUUUGAGUUUUCAAAAUGGAGAGGCGAGAUUUUCCAAGGAAAUAAUAUUUUAGAAAUGAUUUUCACUCAUUCCUCAUCAAUUGUGGACUUUUUUUUUAAUUUCUCAAGAAUUGUGGGAAUUAUUUCAGGAACGAAUUAAUUUAGGAAUUAAUGAAAUGCAGAUUUUCACUGAUUAGAUUCGCCUUCUCCAUUUGAAAAACUCUCUUCGUGAUUGUAAUUACCAUAUAGUUCGUGCUAGCCAAAUGAAUCUGGAAUAAAAUAAAAGGUGUACAUAAACAGUAGAAUUGAAAUGCAAAAAUGCAUUUGAAAAAUUCAAGUCUCGUGGAAUGGCAUAUUUUGAUAAAAUGAAAAAGAAAAAAAAAAGUAACCCAAGACCAAUGAGGUUCAUAAACUAGAAACCAAAGGUUGGGAAUAAAAUAAAGAAACAUAUUUUCGCUAAUCACUGUACGAACAAUUGAAUCUCAUCAUUCUUUUUCUACGGUAAUAAAAAUGAAAAUAAAAAAACGUAGGAAGAAUAAAACCGAAUAAUCUAUAAAUAAAAGAAAAUUAUUUUUCACCGAACGAGGAAAUAUACAAGAUCCUAUAUUUUCGAAUUCACUCAAUUAAUUAUAGAUGAAACUAGCAGGGCCCUAGAACCUCAUACUUGUAACUCAAAUCGAUGGAUUAAUCACGAAGCUACGGUCAUCGAUAAUUAUCGAGAAUAAAAAAAAAA